CGAGCCGUUAAUUCUCCAAGUCACUCGAAGUUUAAACGAACUGUUUUUGUAGCUUCAAUCACAAAUACCUUCGCCAUCUCCUCACUGCUUCAACUCUCUUUCUCUCUCUGAAUUUUCAUGGCGGACAGCACGACGACCACCGCCAAGGCCUUUGACGUGGAGAAAACGACCUCCGUGUACGCCGUCGCCGACGAAGAUGAGGUCUCUCCCAUUGAGGAGGUCCGAUUGACAGUGACCAACACCGACGACCCGAAUCUGCCCGUGUGGACCUUCCGAAUGUGGUUCCUCGGCCUCCUAUCCUGCUCUCUCCUCUCCUUCCUCAACCAAUUCUUCGCCUACCGGACUGAACCGCUCAUAAUCACGCAGAUCACCGUGCAGGUCGCCACACUUCCGAUCGGACACUUCAUGGCCGCCGUGCUUCCCGCCACCAAGUUCCGGAUCCCCGGACUCGGGUCCAAGACGUUCUCGCUGAACCCGGGCCCGUUUAACAUGAAGGAGCACGUGCUCAUCACCAUAUUCGCAAAUGCGGGAAGCGCCUUCGGAUCCGGGUCGCCUUACGCCGUCGGUAUCGUUACCAUCAUCAAAGCCUUCUACGGCCGAAGCAUCUCCUUCUUGGCUGCCUGGCUUCUCAUCCUCACCACUCAGGUGUUGGGAUACGGAUGGGCUGGGCUGAUCAGGAAAUACGUAGUCGAACCAGCCCACAUGUGGUGGCCCAGUACCCUCGUUCAGGUCUCUCUUUUUAGGUAUGAUUUUUCUUUUUGGUUCUUUUUCAUUUCUCUCUCUCUUAAUCUAAAUGGCUAGCUCAUAAAAGUCUUCUCAUAUUUGUUAGGAAAAAUGUCUUCUCAUAUUUGGACAUCGUAAUUUACGCCCUUCGCUUGUAAUAGAAGAUGAAGAAAAGAAGAGAGAGAUUGAGCACAGACAAUACAUUUUUUUCAAAAAGAAAAAGAAAAAAAAUCUCACACCUCACUUAUAAAAGAAACUCUUAACAAUUGUGUGGUUGUGCGUGUUGUUAAAUACUCGGUGAAGUUAUUUUGUAAACUUUCUUCAUAGAAAUUUCAAUA
Messenger RNA from Prosopis cineraria, 1061 nucleotides. Its product is annotated as oligopeptide transporter 4-like. Gene Ontology annotation, molecular function: oligopeptide transmembrane transporter activity. Lineage: Eukaryota; Viridiplantae; Streptophyta; Magnoliopsida; Fabales; Fabaceae. Gene Ontology annotation, biological process: transmembrane transport. The coding region runs from base 118 to 801 and encodes 227 amino acids. The transcript is spliced from 2 exons. The record is from RefSeq and is a predicted model, not a curated record.